AUGGUCUUCGGGUCAUGGUUGAUAUCCGCUGUAGUGUUGCCAGUAAAUGGGUUGAGGCCAUUAAGGCAGAGGCCUAAGUCAUGGGGCGAUGAGUGGCUUCUUGUAAGCAAGGACAAGCAUGAGUUGGGCCCAUUUUCUUCUUGGAAUAUAACAGGAACAUAUAAAGGAGAUUGGAGGUUUCUAGAUUCUGCAAAUAGCUCUUCCAAAUUUCCCGAUUUUAAGAAAUCAAAAGGAAAUUCUGUAUUAGAAUUGAUGAGUACACCAACAAAAAUAACUGGUGUACAUUAUGUUCAGGGGGUAAUAAUUUUCCAUGGUGUGUUUGAUGAUGAACAAGAUGUUGGCAGUGCUAAAAUUAGGGUAGAGGGUGUAUACAUUUGGCCUUUCAGACAACUUCGGAUGAUUGGUAACAGUGGAAAAGAAAGUGAAUUUGGGCAGGAAGAUGAUUACAUAUUAUCCAAUCCGUAUCACUUGCUUGGAGUUUUCUCCUCCCAGGUGUUUCAGGAGUCACCUCGAGAGAAGAUCUGGAAGAGGAAACACUCUCCGAUAUAUGAAAUGGAGAAACAUUGCAAUAUUGAAAUUGCUGCACAAAUCUCUCGUGUCUCCUCCACGCAAAAUGAUGGAGAUCAUGAUCGGUAUCAUCUAGAAGGAUUAAUGGAAACACCUUCUGUGGAUGAUGAUGGAGAUUGCUUCUCCCCGAUGCUUUUAAAUGCAACUUCGGUCGAUGUUGACGUUUAUUACAAUAAAGCAGUUAACUACACAUUGAUGGUCACCUUUAUCUCUUUUCUCCAAGUUCUUUUGUUGAUCCGGCAAAUGGAACACAGUAAUACUCAUUCUGGAGCUGCCAAAGUUUCCAUUCUGAUGAUUGGGCACCAGGCUAUCAUGGAUGCAUAUAUUUGUCUUCUACAUCUUACGGCAGGGAUUUUAGUUGAGUCCCUAUUUAAUGCUUUUGCAACUGCGGCAUUUUUCAAGUUUGUGGUCUUCUCUAUAUUUGAAAUGAGAUACCUUCUCGCUAUAUGGAAGGCAAACAGGCCUAUGAAUAAUGGGGAGAAUUGGGAAGCAAUGAGGCAUGAACUUUCAGCUCUUUAUAGCCGUUUCUAUGGGAUCCUUUUGGGGGGCAUUUUGGUCAUGUAUGAGUUUCUUAAAUAUUUUCGCUUCAUUCUCCUCCUUCUGCACUCAUUUUGGAUACCGCAAAUAAUCAUCAAUGUAGUUCGUGACUUGAGGAAACCAUUGCAUCCUCAUUACAUUUUAGGAAUAACAAUCACUCGGCUCGCUGUUCCAUUAUAUGCAUUUGGUUGUCCACAUAACUUCAUGCGAAUAGAGCCAGACAAGAAGUGGUGUGUGUGCUUGAGUAUUUUUAUGGGAUUCCAAGCAUCUAUACUUCUUCUACAGCAUUAUUUUGGAUCUCGGUGGUUCAUUCCCCGCCAGAUUUUACCUGAGAAAUAUAGCUAUUAUAGAAGGUUUGAUCAGGCUGCAAAUAAUGCCACAGACUGCGUCAUUUGCAUGACCACCAUUGAGCUAUGCCAUCGCUCCAAUGAUUGCAUGGUAACACCAUGCGAUCAUUUCUUUCACUCCAGUUGUUUACAAAGAUGGAUGGACAUUAAAAUGGAGUGCCCAACUUGCCGGCGUCCUCUUCCACCAUCCUAG
Molecule: messenger RNA, 1644 nt
Organism: Fraxinus pennsylvanica
Lineage: Eukaryota; Viridiplantae; Streptophyta; Magnoliopsida; Lamiales; Oleaceae
Source: the annotation of a GenBank genome assembly